Molecule: messenger RNA, 1788 nt
Organism: Sphaerodactylus townsendi
Lineage: Eukaryota; Metazoa; Chordata; Lepidosauria; Squamata; Sphaerodactylidae
Product: zinc finger protein 501-like
Exons: 5
Coding region: 59-1453 (464 amino acids)
Biological process (GO): regulation of transcription by RNA polymerase II
Molecular function (GO): RNA polymerase II cis-regulatory region sequence-specific DNA binding; DNA-binding transcription factor activity
Source: RefSeq, a predicted model, not a curated record
AUUGAUUUUCCCCAGCCAGGAUCUGGUGCAAGGAGCAUUAGCAGAUCUCACUGCAGAUAUGCCAGAGGCAGAAGAGGCUCUAACAUAUCCCAGGCGGAGGCUAAAGUUCAGCAAGAUUGCUCAAGAGGGUGACCAAGAUGCCACAUGGAUUGGUAAAGGUUGUGAUAAGAUGCCAGUAGCACAUCCUUGGUCAUCUGUUUAUGAUCCAGUGGACCCAACUCAAGGACAACCAGAUCAGAUUCCAGUGUCCUUUGAGGAGGUGGUGGUGUGCUUCACUGAGGAGGAGUGGGCCCUGCUGGAUCCGUGUCAAAGAGCCCUGCACAGAGAAGUCAUGUUGGAGAAUUAUGGAACUGUGGCCUCUUUGGCAGGCAAUGGGUGGAAAAGUGAUACUGAGGAAGAUAUAUUUACAGUGUCCUGGAGACGGGGCAGAUCUGAACAGGCGAAAAAACAGAAAAGGAAAUCAUCUCUAACCAGAAAGAAUGAGUUCUUCCCUUCCCAACUAAGUGAUUUCCAAGAAAUCCCAGUGCGAGCAAAAAUGGACAAAGCCAAGAAAAGAUAUAGGUGCCCUCUCUGUGGGAAAAGCUUCAGUUUUAAGUCAAGGCUAAAUCUCCAUUGGAGAAUCCACACUGGGGAGAAACCAUAUAAAUGUUUGGAGUGUGGGAAGUGCUUGUGUAGCAAUGCCAGCCUUCAGACUCAUCUGCGAAUGCACACUGGAGAGAAACCAUUUGAAUGCUUGGAGUGUGGAAAGAGUUUCAGUCGGAGGCAUAAGCUUGUAAGCCAUCAGAGACUUCAUACUGGGGAGAAACCAUAUAAGUGCAUUGUGUGCGGAAAGGGCUUUUGUGAGAUCUCGAGUCUUAAGAGACAUCAAGGAAUCCACACGGGGGAGGACUAUAAAUGCUUGGAGUGUGGAAAGAGUUUCAGCCAGAAGUCAGACCUUAGAAGACAUCAAAGAAUGCACACAGGAGAGAAACCCUAUAAGUGUCAGGAGUGUGGGAAAAGCUUCACUUGGAGCAAAACUUUGAUUUACCAUCAAAGAAUGCACACGGGUGAGGAUCCAUUCAAGUGCUUAGACUGUGGAAAAAGCUGCAGUACAGGGUCUGAUCUUAAUAGACAUCAAAGAAUGCACACGGGGGAGAAACCAUAUAAAUGUCUGGUGUGCGGGAAGAACUUCACUCGGAACAUACAUCUUACUUCUCAUCAAAGAAUGCACACAGGGGAGGAACCAUAUAAAUGUUCAGAGUGUGGAAAGAGCUUGAGCACAAGCUCAGCCCUCGCUAGGCAUCAGAGAAUCCACACAGGAGAGAAACCAUAUAAAUGUCCAGAGUGUGGAAAGAGCUUUACCUGGAGUACAUCCCUGACUUCCCAUCAGCGAAUGCACACUGGGGAGAUUCCCAUGCCUAAGAAUUGUCAGAACAUGGAAAGAACUUUGGUUGAAGUUCAGAUCAUCAUAUAAGGAGUUUCUACUCCAACAAAAGCACAUAGAGUUUCUUUGCCCAUGCAAAGUUUAAUUACCAUCAUGUCCUUGCUUAUUUCCCUCUGUCUCUAUUUUAAGCCUCUCCUGUUAAGUUGUAGACAAAUAGGAUCAUACAGUGAUUGACAGAAAGUUAUGACAGCAACAUGCCAGUUCACAAACCAUACAUGUCUAUAAGAUCUAUACUUUGUUUAGUGGACAGAAACGAACAUCACCAGGCAUCAUGUAUUAAACAGAGGAGCUAUAAUGCUAAGAGUGUAUCAUUAGCUGGUCAGUUUUCAUUGCCUCAUUUUCAGACAUUGAUAAAUAUUCUCCAA